Sitodiplosis mosellana (orange wheat blossom midge) is the source of this 1494-nucleotide messenger RNA. RefSeq lists its product as uncharacterized. NCBI's taxonomy places the organism in Eukaryota, Metazoa, Arthropoda, Insecta, Diptera, Cecidomyiidae. The record is from RefSeq and is a predicted model, not a curated record. The coding region runs from base 253 to 888 and encodes 211 amino acids. The transcript is spliced from 4 exons. Gene Ontology annotation, biological process: symbiont-mediated perturbation of host defenses.
CACUUCAUACACUUUGCAUCAGAUUUGAUCGUUUCAAUUAUUCAGUUACAUAUUGACAAGCAUCAAUUUGCCAUUGCUUUUGCAAUCAGUUUGGUACAGUGUUUUUGAUCAAUAUUUCAUCGUGGUGGUUGCGGUUUCAUUAUUUCUAUUUCAAUGUUCUAACUACUUGACUUAUUUUUUUUAGUGAUAAAGUGACUGUUUUUCAUCAAUUCGCUAUUUGUUUGUGUUCUUUCAGAUAAAUAUUUGGUCAAAAUGUAUAAAGUCGUAUUGUUGGCAACGCUUAUGUUCUUGUGUGUGAAUGGUAUCGAUUAUGAUACAUGUCCCCAAAUGGAACCAAUGUCCUUAUUCGACAUGGAUAAGUUUAGCGGCGUUUGGUAUGGUGUUCAAUCUGAAAACAAUAUUCCCGCUUGCGAGAUCUUCAAAAUCACCCAUAGUGGAGAGCCUUUCACUUACACCAUGACUACGGAAACCAGACUUAACACUACCGAUCAUAAAUAUCGAACCAAAUACACAGAAACGUUAACCGUGCCCGAUUUGGAUUUUCUUUCAAAAAUGAGCGUUUCACCAUUGCCUCGAGUGUCGGAAAUUUUGUCGUUGCGACUAACUCAUAUGGUUGAGUCGAAUUUCACAGUUGUAAAUACGGAUUACGAGACAUUUGCCUUGGUGUAUAGAUGCGAUGGACACGUAUACUAUUCCAUAAAUGAGAAUAAAAACCUCGAAGACUGUUCUCGUCAUGCAUUCAUUUGGUCCCGAACACCCGCUCUCAGCGAAUCGUUCAUGCGAAAGAUUAAGAAAAUCAUUGACAAUCAACCGUUGGAAUCUCUUUUGUACAAUUUGAGCGAGAUUAAAGGCCGCACUGGCUGUGUUCCAGAUUCUGUUCAACCAUAAGGAUGGUGAAAUUCAAAAUUUUGAAUGCUGAACUGUUGACCAACGAUAACAUCAAACAAUUGACACCCAUAGAAUGAAAUAACAACUUAUCAGCUCUUUACCCAUAACUGAGGCGGGAAAAAACUUAGAGCAAAAAAGAGAUAAAUAAAGUUGCGAGCAAAAGUGACACAACUCAGCAUUGAGCGGAAAAGAUGUUUUUUACAUUUUUCUCGCUACAGGAAAAAGAUAGCGAAUAGGUGUCUUCGGCUUAUUUGUAGUUCUUUUUACAAUAAUGCCGGAGACACCUAGUCGCUUUCUCUUUCCAGUGGCGAGAAAAAUGUAAAAAACAUCUUUUCCGCUCAAUGCUGAGUUGUGUCACUUUUGCUCGCAACUUUAUUUGUCUCUUUUUUGCUCAAAGUUUUUUUCCGUCUCAGUUAUGAAUAAAGAGCUCAUAAAAUGUUCUUAUGUUCUAUGAGUGUCAAUUCUAUGUGAUUGCCCUCGUUUUUAUCAUAUUUUUCAUUCCCUAUUGUUCAAUCAAGUGAAAUCAAAAUGUAAUUUAAAAAGUAAAAGUGAAUUAUUUACUGCACAUAUUUUAUUUAUUGCGAAUAAAUAGUGAAACAAAAGUAA